Molecule: messenger RNA, 1443 nt
Organism: Arthroderma uncinatum
Lineage: Eukaryota; Fungi; Ascomycota; Eurotiomycetes; Onygenales; Arthrodermataceae
Exons: 4
Coding region: 1-1443 (480 amino acids)
Cellular component (GO): membrane
Source: RefSeq, a predicted model, not a curated record
AUGGGCGCGCUUCUAUCUCUGCCUUUGAUGGCGAUCCCAAGCGUCGGAACGUUAUUGACGUUCGGCGCAUCAUGUUGCGGUGCUGCGACGUGCUCUGCUAUAUGCAGCGUAUGUGGGAAGUUCCAGAGCAGCAUGGCCACCCGAAUCGCAUACGCCUUCAUACUUCUAAUUAACUCGAUCCUAUCCUGGGUCAUGCUCACACGGUGGGCGCUUAACAAGCUGGAACACCUCACAUUCGAUUUCUUACCGAUAACAUGCGACGGCCAAAAGUGUCAUGGCUGGGUUGCCGUUCAUCGAAUCAACUUCGCCCUCAGUCUUUUCCAUAUAAUACUUGCUAUUCUCCUUCUCGGUGUCCGAUCCACAAAAGAUGAACGAGCCAAGUUACAGAAUGGAUUCUGGGGUCCCAAGGUUAUCGUCUGGCUGGCAUUUAUUGUCUUGUCGUUCUUCAUCCCGGAAAGCUUCUUCAUCGUGUGGGGGAGCUACAUUGCCUUUACGGGAGCUAUGCUCUUCCUAUUACUCGGCCUCGUUCUCCUGGUCGACCUGGCGCAUAACUGGGCAGAGUUAUGCCUGCAAAAGAUUGAAGACAAUGGGUCACGAAUGUGGAAGGGCCUGUUGAUUGGCUCGACACUCGGGAUGUAUAUUGCAUCCAUUGCCAUGACUGUCCUCAUGUACAUCUUUUUCGUCGGCCAUAACUGUGCUAUGAACAAGGUAGCAAUCACCGUUAACUUGAUCGUCUUUCUCAUUAUCUCCUUCAUAUCCGUACAACCAGCGGUUCAAGAAUCCAAUCCCCGCGCCGGAUUGGCCCAAGCGGCCAUGGUCACCGUCUACUGCACGUAUCUAACAAUGUCCGCCGUGUCCAUGGAGCCAGAUGACAAUAAUUGCAACCCUCUCCUUCGAGCCAACGGUACAAGGACCGCAUCGGUCGUCAUUGGCGCCAUCGUUACAAUGUUGACAAUUGCCUAUACCACAACCCGUGCCGCAACACAAGGGUUCGCAAUGGGAUCCAGCGCUGCCCAAAAUAACUAUGCUAGCAUCAACCAAAAUGAUAUGGAACAUGAUCUCGUGACCCAGCAGCCAGGACUCAGUCGGCGUGAAAUGCGGGCCGAAGCGCUCCGUGCUGCUGUCAACAGUGGCAGUUUGCCUGCUAGUGCGCUAGACGAUAGCGAUGACGAGUCGGAUGAUGGCAAUGAUUCGAAAGACGACGAGCGGAACUCUACACAGUACACCUACUCUCUAUUCCACUUCAUCUUCUUGUUAGCAACAAUGUGGGUAGCCACGCUAUUAACACAGCCCCUCGAAAUGGAUGCCGAAGACGACCUCGCGCCCGUUGGCAGGACAUACUGGGCGAGUUGGGUGAAGAUUAUCAGUGCUUGGGUGUGCUACGCUAUAUAUCUAUGGACACUGGUGGCUCCUAUUGUCCUACCAGAUCGAUUUGGCGCAUAA